UGUCAACUUUUCUCGCAAAUAAAAACGUUGAAAGCAGAAUGUUAGCAUCGCACAAUUUACGAUAAGCGUGUAAAAAACCACGUUCGACAAAUUACAUAACAGUUAGAGGAUUGUUUAAUUUGAUUGUUAAUUUGACUUGAGUUGACAAGGCGUCGAUAUGUUUUUGUUAAGCUUGCUAUCUUUGGAUUGGGUUGUUACGGGAUGUAUUAUGGUACUUGUAUUUUAUUUGACUUCUGUUUAUAUGAGGGACAGGAGACUUCGGUCAUUUUUGCCGCCCGGUCCCGUGGCUUGGCCGUUAGUCGGAAACCUGCCUCAAAUCAUCGGACAGGACCUGCAUAUAGCGCUUACUAAUCUUGCUGACAUGUAUGGAAAUCUAGUCUGGAUGAAGAUGGGUCGUGAGAAUGUUCUUGUGGUCAACAAUAUGGACGCUGCAGUAGCAAGUCUGGUACGACAAGGGAAGGUUUUCUCCGGACGACCGCGAAAAAGGAAGACAGUAGAGGUUCUGUUAGGAGAAGGUAAAGACAUUGUGAUGAAUGAUGUUCUCCCAGAACUGAAGCUACACAGACGGAUUGUUCAUUCCUUUUUGUCAUCGCAAACUCACUCUGAUAAAGACAGAUUGAAGCUUAUUAUCAUGAGAGAAUCAAAAAGUUUGGAAGACAAAAUGAAGACAUUUUCUAAUGAGAAUAUCUCGUUUGAUCCCAAGUUCCAGGUGGCGCGGGUAGUAGCCAACGUGUUGUGUCAGUGUAUCCUUAGUAGAAGGUUUGAUGAUGUUGACGAACAAUUUCACGAGCAGUUGAGGAUAGUUCAGGACAUCGUGGAUAGCAUAGAAAGCUUCAACAUUGUAGACGUUAUCCCAUGGUUAGAGCAUUUUCCAAUUCCCAGUUGGCGGAGAUUUUUAACAAGUCUGGAGAAGAAAGACAUUUGGAUAAACCAAGUGAUCCAAGAACAUAAAGAAACACGCACAGAAGAAAAGGAUAGAGAUUUAGUUGACAUAAUGUUGAAAUUGCAACAGGAGGCCAUAGAAUCAAAAGACGAGGAAGAAAUUCGUUUACUAUCGGACACAAAUAUAGGCCAUAUUGUACACGAACUGUUCGGCGGGGGCAUUGAGUCUACCACUAUGACUAUUUUAUGGCUCAUGUUAUAUCUGAUUCAUAAUCCACAGUGGCAGGAAAAAAUCUACGAAGAAAUCCAAGAAAAUACAGAAGUGGGAGAAGACCCGUCUCCUUUUGAUCGGGCGAAAUACCCGUUGCUAGAGGCAACUGUAAAGGAGACACUGCGCAUGGCAUGCAUACUUCCGGUUGGAUUCCCUCACAGAACAUUAACAGAUACAGAACUAAAUGGUUAUUACAUCCCAGCGGACACCAUGGUACUGAUGAAUAUCUGGGCGAUACAUCACGACAAACACGCCUGGAGGGACCCAGAUACCUUCAACCCAGAACGAUUCCUGUGUAAACAGUCGGGAGAAAGAUACAGUUACCUGCCCUUUGGUAUUGGACAUCGUGUGUGCCUUGGUUCAAACAUUGCCAAAAUGUCUGUUUUCUCUUUCUGUGCCAGCCUUAUCAAAAACUAUAAAAUCACUGUCCCAGACGGGGCUCCUUUGCCAGACAUGAAACCAAACGCUGGGCUGACCAACCGACCGAAACCUUUCGAAAUAAAGCUCAUCAAACGCUCUUGAACCUCAAGAUGUAUUUUUAGUACUGUUUUAAUCUCCGGUGAAAGAUUAAACGCCACACCCAUUCCCAAUUGUUUUCAAACUGAAAGGAACUCGCAGACAUUUCCAAGAUUCUAUCAUAUUUACCACAGAAAUCCAUAUGGACACUUAUUUAUCUUUAAACUUGUGACCCUCCUGUCAUUUGGGAGGGUCCUUCUUUCGUUAUUGAACAACAAAGGGCAGCAUUUAUAUUUAUUAUGUAUGUACAUGUUAUAAAUAGAUUACCAAACUUUGAUAUUUUUUAUGUUUUGUGUUAUUGUUGUCAAAUGUUUAAUUUAUUAUUUGUGCUACAUUGUAUUUUUUGUAAAGCUUGUGUUAUUAUUUUAUAUUUUUUCCUUGACGUUAAGUUUCGAAGAGACAUAUUAUUUAUUCGCAAUAUUUUUUUUCACUGAUUAUUUAAAAACCUUUUUAAAAAACCCUUAUAUUAAUUACAUUGUAUUAUGUAUAUAGAGUCAUGUCAUUGUUUUUUAACCAAAGACGAUCACUCGUGAAAUUUAUUUAUUAUGCCAACAGCUUUUUUUCCCAUCCAUCUUCGUUAUCGUUUUUCAUCAUUUCGUGCAUUCCAUAUAUAAUGUUAUUUAUUGUUGUUGAAUAUAAUUGAAUAA
Saccostrea cuccullata (small rock oyster) is the source of this 2316-nucleotide messenger RNA. RefSeq names its product steroid 17-alpha-hydroxylase/17,20 lyase-like. Gene Ontology annotation, molecular function: steroid 17-alpha-monooxygenase activity; iron ion binding; heme binding. Bases 158 to 1675 code for a protein of 505 amino acids. The record is from RefSeq and is a predicted model, not a curated record. Gene Ontology annotation, biological process: progesterone metabolic process; hormone biosynthetic process. Lineage: Eukaryota; Metazoa; Mollusca; Bivalvia; Ostreida; Ostreidae. The transcript is spliced from 6 exons.